Molecule: messenger RNA, 1719 nt
Organism: Poeciliopsis prolifica (blackstripe livebearer)
Lineage: Eukaryota; Metazoa; Chordata; Actinopteri; Cyprinodontiformes; Poeciliidae
Product: homeobox protein Mohawk-like
Exons: 6
Coding region: 242-1387 (381 amino acids)
Biological process (GO): cell development; muscle organ development; regulation of transcription by RNA polymerase II
Cellular component (GO): nucleus
Molecular function (GO): DNA-binding transcription factor activity, RNA polymerase II-specific; RNA polymerase II cis-regulatory region sequence-specific DNA binding
Source: RefSeq, a predicted model, not a curated record
CUCCUCAGACAGAACAGUAAAACCAGACAACAUCAUCUGACUUUUCUAAAAUUAUUCCCUGGUAAGGUUCAGUUUUUAUUUGCUCCUGAGACUCCAGAAAAAACAACAACAAAAAGGAGCAGUGGACAUAAUUUAUAUAUUUUUUCCUUGUCUAUAAAGAAUGAGGAUCUAUCGUUUGUGGACGUCUGUGGGAGUCUGUUGAUGCACCUGUUGACAGAGGAGAAACCCUGCGUGUUUAAGAAUGGACAAAUGUGCAGCGAUGAAGACUGAUGAUGCUCAGUUUUGUUUGGACGACUACAGAAGAGUCGGAGACAGGACCGGGCCGAACUGUGAAGACUCACCUCAGACGAGUUUAACAGACGGACAGAGCCCAGACAUGCAGCAGGCCGAGAAAAUCUCUGCCAUGAAGUACAGAAGAUGCAGCUCCCCCAGAUCUCGUCUCGGUGGGGUGAAAGCUCGUCACAAAAGGCAGGUACUCCAGGACAUGGCUCGGCCGCUGAAACACUGGCUGUACAAGCACCGGGACAACCCUUACCCAACAAAAACCGAGAAGGUUCUUCUCGCUCUGGGUUCACACAUGACACUAGUGCAGGUUUCCAACUGGUUUGCAAACGCCCGGCGAAGGCUGAAGAACACGGUGAGGCAGCCAGACCUGAGCUGGGCGCUGAGGAUCAAGCUCUACAAUAAAUACAUCCAGGGCAAUGCUGAGAGGCUGAGUGUGUGCAGUGACGAUACAAACUCGGACGAUGAAGAGUGCGCCCUACAGACGCCAAUAGCCCAAUCAAACUUUGGCGGCUCGUCUUACCGCCGAAGCCUUCUUGAGAAACAGGCCAGCGUCCUCGCCGGGGCAGACUGCUCCAACGAAGAGGACGGCACGUCUCCUCCGUCCAAGUACAAGAGUAGCUUGCUGAACCGCUACCUGAAUGACACCCUGCGACACAUGAUGGCGGCAAAGGCUGACGCCAUUGCCUCUGCUCGCGUUCUUUCCCAAUCGUUCAGCUCCAAGGAAUGCGAUCGAGACGUUGUCUCGCCAGAUUCUUCCUCAGAAGCAGAGGCCAACUUCAUCUACAGCAUGGAUACAACUGACAGCACUUCGGUUAAAAGUUGCAGGGCCCAGCUGCAGAGCCGAAACCCACCGAGAAAGGACGGCCAGGGCUGGAGGGAGAUCCACGCCGCCGUGGCCCUCACCAGCCUGGCCCAGGGCAAGAGCUGCAAGGCGGCUCCGAGCGCCGACCCGGCGCCCGGCGCCGCCAGGCUGUGUGUGGCGGGAGCCGUGUCGGCCCUGAAGCAGAGCGCGGGGACGGCCCUCACCAGCCGCAUCAUCCAGAAGUCGUCUCAUAUCUCCGAGGUCCAGACUGUCAAAGCCCCCCUGGCGAACACCGGGUAGGCACUGAACGCCGUGUUCCACUCGCCGCCAGCCAAAGUGCCUGGUGGUGUACACAGUGUACAGGCCUAACGUUUUACACCUUUAACACCUUUCUAAUUAUGUUAUAUACUGUAACAUCUAAUUAGUACCCCGAAGAGUGAAUCCAAAUAAUGUCUGCUUGCUUUGCUACGCCCUACAUGACCUUCGUUUUCCAUAACUUAUAAGAACUGUCGAGACACCGGAGAAUCCUCCCAUGAUGAAGUUUUACAGCAGCCGUUUGAAUAAAGCCAAUGUGAAAGCGUCUGGCCUGCCUUUUUUUUUUUUUUUUUCUGCUUUAAAUCGUUACUUUGCAG